GGCUGCGCCCAGUCUCCGUUUAUCACUUUAUUAAACAUUAACUGUAAUAAUUUAACUGUAAUAAACAUUAUUAAAUUCGCUCAGGUUUCUCACAGUGAGGCAUAAUGUCAAAACCUCCACCAAAACCCGCCAAACCAGGUCAGGUGAAAGUGUUCAGGGCUUUGUUUACCUUUGACCCUCGGACGCCUGACGAGCUUUACUUUGAGGAGGGAGACAUCUUAUACAUCUCAGACACAAGCGAUAGUAACUGGUGGAAGGGAACAUGCCGAGGAAGAACUGGUCUCAUUCCCAGUAAUUAUGUGGCGGAACAGGCGGAGUCUAUCGACAACCCAAUGCAUGAAGCGUCCAAGAGAGGGAAUCUGAGCUGGCUCAGGGAGUGUUUGGACAAUAAGGUGGGCAUUAAUGGACUGGAUAAAGCAGGGAACACAGCGCUGUACUGGGGCUGCCACGGGGGACACAGAGAUGUGGUGGAGCUGCUACUUUCCCAGCCAAAUUGUGAGGUUAAUCAGCAGAAUAAACUGGGAGACACAGCUCUGCACGCUGCUGCCUGGAAAGGAUAUUCAGACAUUGUGGAAAUGCUUUUAAACAAGAACGCCAGGACAGAUGUGUUGAAUAAUGAGAAGAAGACGGCUCUGCAGAUGGCCACUAACGCUCAGUCUGCGUCUCUACUGAAGAGGAAGCAGGGCAGCGUGAUCACGCGCACACACAGCAAUGCUGAGAGUAUCUGGAUGAUGAAGACUCUGACUGAGAGACCAAAAGGAGCAUUAACAACAUUCCAUCACCAAAUACUGUGUGUGUGUGUGUGUGUGUGUGUGUGUGUCUGAGAGAGAAAUCAGUUGCAGCAUCUAAAUUAAACUUAAAUCCACAAUAACGUUGUUUCUAUACCAGUUUGUUGAAAACAUGCUGCUUAUGAUAAACAUACUUCUGUGUGUGUGUGUGUGUGAGUGUGUGAGUGAGAGAGAUUAUUUUGUACUAACAGAGCUUGAGAGUUUGUAUGUUAUUUGGAUUUUAAAGCUUUAAUAACUAUGCUAAUAAAACACUUUACACUUGUGUGUAUAAA
Messenger RNA from Ictalurus punctatus (channel catfish), 1060 nucleotides. RefSeq names its product osteoclast stimulating factor 1 (gene ostf1). Gene Ontology annotation, molecular function: protein binding. The record is from RefSeq and is marked provisional. Gene Ontology annotation, biological process: signal transduction. Lineage: Eukaryota; Metazoa; Chordata; Actinopteri; Siluriformes; Ictaluridae.